Colletotrichum siamense is the source of this 840-nucleotide messenger RNA. RefSeq names its product Short chain dehydrogenase andC (gene andC). Gene Ontology annotation, molecular function: oxidoreductase activity. Bases 1 to 840 code for a protein of 279 amino acids. The record is from RefSeq and is a predicted model, not a curated record. NCBI's taxonomy places the organism in Eukaryota, Fungi, Ascomycota, Sordariomycetes, Glomerellales, Glomerellaceae. The transcript is spliced from 3 exons.
AUGUUCUUCCACACCUCCGCAGACGCCCUCUUCAUCCCUCCCAAGACGAUUGACCCAAUAGGUUAUGGCAAGGUAGCAGUUGUCACCGGAUGCAGCUCGGGCAUCGGCCUGGCCUGCACCCAGCUCUUGCUGGCACACCAAUUUCAAGUCUGCGGUCUCGAUGCGCGCGAAUUCAACUACUCGCUUCUUCAGGAGUGUGAUCACGGCCGCUUCCACUUCCACCGAGCUGACCUGACGGAACCGCGAGCAUGCGAGGAUGGAGUUUACGCAUCAAUUUCGUCAUUCGGGAGGAGAAUCGACUUGCUCGUCAACGUUGCAGGUGUCAUGGAUAGUUUCAGCAGCGUGGACGGCGUCACAAACGCAGAAUGGGAUAGAGUAAUGGCAGUCAACCUGACGGCCCCGGUCAAAAUGAUGAGGUCUGUCCUGCCCUUCAUGAAGGAGAAGGGCACUGGUGCCAUUGUCAAUGUGUCUAGUACGGCUGGCCUGUCUGGGGCAGUUGCUGGCAUAGCGUAUACUUGCAGCAAACAUGGACUGAUUGGUGCUACCAAGAAUGUGGCAUGGCGCUUCCGUAAGGAGGGCAUCCGAUGCAAUGCUGUGCUUCCCGGUGCGAUUGACUCCCGUAUUGGAAAGGCCAUUGCCACGGGACAAGGCGAUGAAUUUGAUGUCGAGGCCCACGCCCAAGUUGAGCCAGUUCAUGCUUUGCAAACCCAUGCAUCAGGGUCGACGCCGGACAUAACGCCCCUCGAGGUUGCACAAGCGGUCAUUUACCUCGCCUCCGAUCAAGCACGAACCAUCAACGGAGUGAGCUUGCCUAUCGAUCAGGCCUGGGGUGUUGUGUGA